This is a messenger RNA of Heterocephalus glaber (naked mole-rat), 5631 nucleotides long. It is a transcript of the gene Itprid1, whose product is annotated as ITPR interacting domain containing 1. Lineage: Eukaryota; Metazoa; Chordata; Mammalia; Rodentia; Bathyergidae. Gene Ontology annotation, molecular function: signaling receptor binding. The record is from RefSeq and is a predicted model, not a curated record.
AUGGCGGAGAAGUUGCAAGGAUCUGACAACCCUCGAGAAGGCCGGGAGAAGAUCAAGAGAAACAUCCUGAGGUACACCAAGAAGGCAUGGGCUCCUCUGGAUGAACAGCUAUAUGCUGACCCCAAGGAGGAAAGCCAGACUGCCACCAUCCCCCUGCUGGAAGAUUCCAAGCAGGAAAGUAUCCAGCAGUGGCUGGACUCUGGAUUUUUUGUCUCUGUAAAUGAAAACUUUCAGCAAGUCAUCAACCAUACUGUUUCUUUGCAUGAUCAAGGAAUGGUUCAAAUGACUGUGAAAGACUACAUGAGAUCUCUCCACCAGUUUUUAGAAACUCCUACCCUAUCAAGAGGGACCAGUUUCAAUUCUUGCCAUGCUACUGCAAGUGUACCACAAAGCAUUCCUGAAUGGCUGGAAUUUUGGGAAAAAGAUCCUGUGGAGAUUCUCUUGGAUCUAGGUUUUGGUGCUGAUGAGCCAGACAUCUGCACACAAAUCCCAGCCAGAUUCCUUCACUGUGGCUCAGCAGUCAGAGGAAUUGACAGCCAUGUUUUCCUUGAAGCUCAGAAGCAGCGGAUGCACCUUGAGAACCCUGACUUGUAUGGCCAUUUCCGACAGCUGGAAGUACUGGACCAUGUCACCAGUGCCUUCUCAUCUUUGCUGAAUGAUGUUAACACUCUGCAGAACAAAGCUGAAGAAAACGCUGGAGGACACAGAAUGAACACAACCUCAGUGAGUGGGGUCAAAGAGCGUCAAAGAAGAAUGAGUAAACUUUUCCAAAGAGCUUUGAGACAGAGCAUUGGGAGGAACUACUACACAGAAACAUCAGAAUCAUUCAAGAUGAAGGAUGGAGUUUUCAUCUCUUCUACCAAACCACAGGAAUAUGGAGCAGAGUUAUCAGCAGCCUCAAUCAGUCACAACCAAAGUCACCGGUCUCCUUUAGCAGAAUGUCAUUCUGUCUAUUCUGGCUUGAUACCUUGCCACCCUCCUCAACCUCCUUUGAGCAAGCAGUGGUGUUGUUCAUCUAUGCUGGUCACACAAGCUUCUCCUUCCUGUGAGUCGAAAGAGUCAGUGAAAGACGGAACUCAGAAAGAAAACUCGAUUCACACCAACAAGCUCAAACACUUGUCUCAACUUGCGAGUAAAACACCAGACUCCUUUGAAAUGGAAGAGAUCCAGAGCUUUGAGGAGGAGACUGGUAACCCUCUUGACAUGACUUCAGGAACUGUAGGCACCAGGAUGGACAGAGCCAACAGUUGUCAGUCUGACAGCAGUGGGUUUUUGGAGGAGCCAAUGGAACCCCUGCCCCUCCAGUUGCUUUCCUUGACAAGCAGCGAGAGUCAUACUGAGAAUGGAGAUAAAAAGCCAUGGGAUCAGAGCCACAGCUCACUGUCAUCCCAGGACUGUCAGCAAGAGUGUAAAGGGUCUGAUUCCAAGAGGAUGGCGAGCUCAUCCUUUUCAAGCCAAGACUGGAGUGUUUUGGAAGAAAAGGCCUCAGCAUCUGUGGUGAAGGAAGAGUCUCAGCUUGAGGCCACACAGGGGCCACCAGAGCUGUUGAUUCCUGAUAUGGCCCUUGCCAAGGCCACCACUUGGGGAGAACACCCAUGGGAAGACAGCCACCUGCAGCAGCCCUCACGAACACCUGAUGCUGAAUAUGAGGGUGUUGGAGCCAUAGUCAUUUCCAAAUUUGAUGGCCCUCUGGGGUUUAUGGUGACCCACACCACAGAAGAGGAGGAAAGGUCUCUGAGGCCUGAGGGGACUAGGGAAGUCCUCAUGCAAAAGCACCCCUGUGAGUCUCAAAGGCCAUCUGGAAUUGAUCAGAGUCAAGACAGGUCCCCUCGAGAGGACUGUGAUGACCCAGGAGCAGAGGAGAGCCACAAACUCUGUCCUGACACCAGUAACAUAUUACUGUCAGAAGAGAGACCACCACAGCAUAUUCUCAGGCACAGAGAAGUCACACCUUAUAGAGUUGACCUUGUUCAAACACCUGACAAGUCCACUUCUGACCUCAAUAAACUGCCUGGAGAUGCUCCCAGGGACUCAAGUGCUGGCUGCUCCAGGUCUGUGACAACCCAGAUGUCCUCCAAACUGAUGUCAGCUGCUCAAAGUGCUGUGGCCUUGGGCAUGGAUUAUAGAAGAACAGAUAUAGAAGGUACUCUGUGUGACCCUAUGACUGUAACAGAACUGAGACAGGAGACAGAAACAAAACAGGUCAGUGAUGUUUCUGUUCAGACUUACACAUAUGAAUGUGAACCCUGCCAUUGCUGUAUAUCUCCAGGUAAUGAAGCCUUCACUCACAGACCCAAGCUGCUCACCAAAUCAGUCUCUCUGGACACAAGUUUCCCUAGUGUUGACCCAAUGGGCACUCGCCCCACCACACCCACCCACUGCUGUAUCUGCUGUCAUCACCAUUUCCACAGCCAUGAGGAGAGGCCAUGCACCAGCCCUGCACCCUGUGUGGGCAGACAUUGGCUGUGUCCACAUGCAAAACAUCUGGAAGCCAAGUUCACAAAGACCUUGAGAGUCCUUCAGGACACAUUCGUGAGGGAGCUGUGUUCUUGCACCGUCCAUGACUUGGAAGCCAUGAAGAUGAUAUGCCAGAGUUUCCGGGAGCAUUUAGAGGAAAUUGAACAGCACCUUCUGGGGCAGCAAACACUCUUUUGCAGGGACAUGUCAGAGGAGGAAAGGGAGGAGGCUGAGCCACUUCAAACUUUACGUGAGGCCCUGAGGCAGCAGGUGGCAGAGCUGGAGUUUCAAUUAGGACACCGGGCUCAGCAACUCAGAGAAGGGAUUCUCUUGCAGCUGGAGCUUCCCACAGGUGAGACAUGUGAACACUGUACAAGUCUGCAACAAUACAACUGGCCAGAAGAAAACCAUGGCCAGACUUCAGAUGCUGGCACCCAGCCCACCAUCGCCCCUGAACCUGCCUUUCCUCCCAGUGGGGGCCAGCAGAUUCCCUGCUCAGGCAUGAUACAUAUGGCUGUCCUUGCUGCACCGGACUUAGAGACCAGCGCCAAGAUGUCUCCCCUACCACCAGCUUGGGCAGAGUCAGGUCCAGCCUGUACCUCACAUUGUUCUGCUGGAGAAAAGGAUAUAAAUGUCCUCCUCUAGAUCAGAGCUCAUUUGAUGGCCUUUGUGCAAAAUGGAAGAGUCCAGAAUAGUUGUAGCAAGGAAAUCUAGAUCUUCCCCUCGAAAUGUCUACCAAUCAUUCAUCAGCCAUGUUUUUCAUACUCUACUCUAUGAUUAAAGUUGGAGGAAUUCAGAAUAUUUUAAUAUUCAGUCACUAUAGAAUAAUUAAUCAUCUAGUAUGUACCUGACAUAGAAUGUACAUUGGUAUACAGGCUCUGUGUUGCUAGGGUUUGAUGGGAAGACAGAAUAUACACUUGAUCUUAGACAAAAGGCCGAGAAGCAAUGAAGACAGAAUAUAAACACAUAACAUGCAUUUAUCAUCAAAAUCUGGGAAAGUGCUUUGAAGACAAUGACCAGGUUUUAUGAAAGAGAACAGAGUGGGGUGUCAGAUUCAGACAAGGUGUCCGGAGGUCCUGCCUGGGGAAAUGAUGAGGGAAAACAGGAUACAGGCUUUAGGGUACCAGACUGUCCAAAGCCGAAUCAAUUGGCCCAUGAAAGUGCUGAUGAAGCAGCUAUUGUGUUCCAGGGAUUCUGCCUCUACUGUAGGCAGCUCAGGGCAUGACAGAAGAAUGUGUAUUCAUUGAGAUUUGGAUGAGCAAUGAGAGAAAAAUAACAAUAAGAUAAUUUCAAUACUGACAGUGCUGUGGAGAAGCCAAUGUGAUGAUAUCACAGAGGGUGACACGGGCUAUAUUAGGGUGCUUGGAGAAGUAAAGGAAAGCCCUUUGAGAAAACCCUGAGUGGUGAGGAAGAGAGAGCCAUGGGGAAUUCUGUGGGAAAAGCAUAAGAAGCAGAAGAAAUGGAAGGUUUACAGGCCUGGAGACAAGAGAAGGGAGCCGUGCUGCUGAGUACAGUGGGUUAUGGGGUAGAGAGAGUGAAAAUCUGAGAGAUGAGGUGGCCCAUUCUAGGCCAUAGCCAAGAGUCUGGUAGCUUAGAUUCUUUUUCCAGUGUGAAGGAAAGCCAUUGUAGGUUUUAAGCAGGGAUAUCACAUGAUCUAAUUUGCCUUUUAAAAUUGCACUUGCUCCUUGGGGAGAAAACACCAUUAAGACCCACAGGGAGCCAGAGAUCCCAGGUAGGAAGGAGGCUGUAGCUACAAUCCCUCUGGAGAUGAGUGAAAGCUGCUGAGUUACUCCCAUCACGUGGAAGCCACAAGGCUCCUACCCCUGUGAAGUUGUAGGGUAGUGUAUAUAAAAUCCAAAGAUACUGAGUCUCUGAAGAAUGGGAAAUAGAUGAAGAGCAGAAUAGUCAGAAAGUGCAGUGGAAAAGUAAUGCCUUGAGGGAAGUUUAUAAUUUGUAUGAGAGGAUGGGCAGGAAGAGGUCUUUUCCUAGCAAGGAGCCUGACAUAAUUCCUUUCGAAACUGACUCCUAACAGAACAAAUCUCAUAGACUGUUUUCAUUCUUCAUUCUCCUUUAUUUUUGGAAAUGACUCCAGGGAGGCUCUACUUCCCUUGGGGCUAUCCCACUGUUUCCUUCAUUGACUGAAACCCCUUGGGAUGUGGAAAGCCCCAUUCCAUCCUUAAUUCUAUAUUUUUCUCUCCCCAGAGAAGACAUGAUAACCUUUUCAAUAUAACCAUUCACCUUGUAGGCAUCUAUUCCCCCAAUCUCCAUCUCCCUCCCAAAUCCCAGAUCAGUGUUAGAACCUGGGCAACACAGUCUGAGCCACCAGACUGCCUUGUCACCUCUGAUCCUUGACCCUGAUACCUCAGAAUCAGCCACCAGGUCACUGCUUAAUUUGCUGGCAAGGUGGUUUCCGGAAGUUCCACGAGAGUGUCGGCUACCUGGUGACACCACAACAUAGGCUCCUAAUUCCUCUAGAUUCCUUCUCUGUGAACUACACUGGCAUCCGCAAAACUGGUCUCCCUCAAGCUGGUCUCCCUCAGGCAGCACAUGGGACAUAUUUCCUUGACCUAAGGUAAGGACCCAGCAAGUACUGUUAGGAUAUCCCAGAAUGUUAGAGAGAAAUCACAGGAUCAUAUUCUCCAGAGCGAUCUUCCCUUAAAAUGCCUUCUCCCUGCCUGGAAUCAUUAUGUAACCCUCUUUGUUUCCCACUGACUCUUUUCUCUUUGCCACAUCCCUCUCUUGACUCCUACAUCAUGGCUGAACUUCCCGUUCCAAACUGGCUUCUGACAUAUUGCAUGGUACUCACCAAAUCACUUCCCUUUCUAAACUUCUUAAACUCUACCUUGAUCUGACUUUUUUACCUCCAUUUUCUAUGAGUCUUUGAACUUGUGUGAGGUUUUUACCUGCUUCUUCUCCAUACCAUCUGCUUAAUGAAGAGAACUACCUGGCGCUGGGCCCUCCCUAACUUGGCUGCCAUCUGUUUUAGAGUCUCAUAUCUGACUCUGCCUUCAUGUGAUUCUUAAAUGCUCUUCCUCUAAACCACCUCAUGUGAUCCUGUUCCCUUUCUUUGCUAACUAACCCAUGUGAAGUCAGUUCUGCCCUCUUUAUCUACAGGUUCUACAUCCUUAGAUUCAACCAACCACACACUUCUUUAUCAUCAUCCCCUAAACAAUA